Molecule: messenger RNA, 4580 nt
Organism: Amoebophrya sp. A25
Lineage: Eukaryota; Dinophyceae; Syndiniales; Amoebophryaceae
Source: the annotation of a GenBank genome assembly
UUUUGCUUUUGGAGUGAGAAGUGGCAUAGAUAUGAGGUUCUGAGAACCUGCGUGAGUUUUUCUACAAGGCAGGACGCGCCCCUGUCUUCUCUUCGAAUUCGUAAGUCCGGGCCACGGUCCCGAAUCAAGCCACGCGAGUGAAUGUUUGGUGGACUUGUAGACAAGUAGGCAACAAACAAAAAAAUACCUUACAUCAACGUCCUGCGUGACAGACGGCAGGCGCGCUGCGAGCGUGACACGUGUGCGUCGAUGGAUAGGUGAAUUUCAAGCGCGUGAAAAGUAGACCAAGUGUGUGAGAAAAUGCGAAUUUCAAGUGCUAUGGUUCACCUUCACCCGCAUCCACAACAACACGACUAUCUCCCGACUACAUUUGGUUUCGAAGAAACAAAUAACUCGACAACAUCGAAACUUUCAACGUGGUCUUUCGAGGUGACCAUCAACUUGCCCACGCGCACAUCAAGAAAGUCGCCAAGGAAAGAUGAGCUUCUUCGGUAAUCGUGAUGUUUGUAAACUACUCUAGGGACAAGGAGUAGCAGCAGUCAGUUCCAUCACAAGCAACAUGACCACAAUGAAUUCGUAAAACCAGAGAGGGUUGAAGCUGAUGUAUUCCACCUUGGAUGACCACAGCUUCAAAUGACUACAAGAACAGGCACUUACUUAUUUUCUUUGCGGAUCUUCCACUUCUUGGUCUUGCUCCUGUUUAGCUACACUACACGACGCACUUGCUUCUACUACUAGACCGUGACCGAUGGACUUGCCGUAGAAGUUGCAUCUUGUUCCGUAUCCCACCGCGACCAUGGUUGGCAGAUACAACUUCGGUUCUUCUAGUGGCCUACUCCGACUGCUAAAUUGGAUGCUUCUACUGUUAUGGAAAAGAGAAACAUAGAAUAUAUGGUCAUAGGAAGCUUCUCAACAUCUGCUUGAUCAAGAUCUUCGUGAAAGUUAAUGCUUUACACUCUUUGGAUAAACAUAUUGCCUGUUCAUUCCAUUGGUGACGUCAAUGCCAAAUGAUCACAUCCUAUGCAUCCUCCUCGAAGAAUUCUCUGCAACUCCCUUGAGGACCACUCGAUACUAUUGGUCCAUGGCAAGUCGCAACCAUCGGACGAGCGCGAUUCAAGAGAGGAUGAGAAUUAAGGCCCAAUAGUCAAUUAGAUAUAUACGAUUCUGAUUCAUUUCUUGUUCUACAGGUACAAGGAAGUCAUUUCUCAUUCUCUCUGUUUCCUUAUCCUUUCUAAGGACUCAUUGGGAGAAAUGCAGGGGCAAAAAGUGAAUCAAUUGAAACCAUUAACAUUUUGAUUAUGUCUUAGGCUCUAACAAGAGACGCCAACAACAACAGGAGGAACCUCCCACAAUUCGCAUGCGAAGGCUCAUUUUCGAAGGUCGCUGCGAGGGAAGGGAUACCGCAAUAAAAAGGCUCCUUCUGCCUCCACGUUCGUGGAAAAAACCGACAGACGAAAGGACGCCUCACAACUCAAAGACUUAUGCACUACAAGUACAACAACUGGUUAUUCUUUAAAUACCCAGACCAAAACUUCUCUACUAGUACUACCAUCUUGUUUGAUAAUUGUUCUGAUGCUCCUUGUCCUCUACUUGUCAUACGCUGUACUAUUCUCCUUGUCUCUCGAAGUUCAUUGUUGCGAAUAAUACUAAAACUAAUAGUUGUUCCUUAAUUGGUAAGCUUAAGUUGUACUUCUAAACCUAAGUCUAACUACGUCGACGUCUGCGUCACCGACAUCGAGAAAGUCCGGUCACCUCUUCCGAGGAAGUUAUCGGCUAGAAUCUGAAGAGAAUGCAGGCAAGAGUAGUUCGCUCGAUCCCGAUCAUGGUUAUGCCUCAACUAUCCUCUCCUGCUCCUAUCCUAUCCUAUCCUAUGGUCGAUCGUAUGAUGAUCACACUAUCCUAUCCUAUGAUCAUGAUGAUGACGAUGUUGACUAUAAUUGAUGUCAGCAUUACUUUUGUUCUAGUUGUUCGUGGUUUCGUUUAUAACGUGAGGCUGUCUCUGUAAGUGUAAAAAGGAAUAGGACUUACAAGUACUCGUGUGCGUGUCAGCAGCACUCGCAAAGUAUGAGUAUCAUCUAUGUAAAAGUAUAUUAAGAAGUGACUCUUAAUAAAGUAAGUGGUUAUUUUUUCUCGUGCUCGAUUCACAGGGUGUAGUGAUUGCUCGUUCGGGGUUCUUCAGAUAGAUAAGAAGAACCAAUGAUGCGGGUACUUAAAUGAAAUUAUAGCGAGAAUUAUCGACCCAGGUACUAAAAGAUAUAACGAAAGUCUGCUGUCGCCCACUGAGUGAGUGAAUGACUCCUAAUAUAGUCUGUCACUGUCUAGAAAGUACUUCUAAAGAUUCGUCGCAGUCGAAGGUGCUAGUGAGCGGGGUGACCACGCACAGGUACAGCAGGUGCAUCACGAGGAACAUGAAGAAGACCAUGAUGCACAAAACAACGAAGGAAAAAAUGCAUUUUUAGAAACAUCUGCACAAGAGGAGACGCUGAACGUCGAGAAGGAAUAUGACGAAAGUGAAUAUCAAACUUUAUACCCGCUAUCUGUACCCUAACCCUAAAAUACCUCCAAAGCGAUAAAAUCUCUCUAGGAUCAAUCUGGAUUAUUUAGAGGAAAAGAAGAAUCAGAGAAACGGGCGUGCAUUCACCGGAGGUACAGGCUUACUCAGUGGAAGGUGAGUCCAUCCCUAUCCUAUCUUAUCAUCUUAGACGUUUUUUAGGAGCAAACUUUUUAUCCUACUCUUCUAAUCCCAAGGUGGCGCUGCUAGUCCACCUGCUAGUCCACAACCGGAACCGGCUAGUACACCUGCACAAGCUAGUCCACAGCCGACACAACCUUCUUCCGCUACUAGUACAACAGAAGAAGACGACACGCAGCUCUGUGUCAUCCUUUCUGCAAUUUAAGGGCGGUUGUUUCUCACAUAGUUCCAAGUCUGGAUGUGGUAGUAGUUGUUCUCCCACCUCUGUCACUUUUUUACCCUCUCUCGCAUUCGUUUCUUGUUUUUCUCGUUAGGGAUGGAGUAGAAGUUACAUUGAUCUGAUGAUUCUGUUUCUUUGGGUUUGGAUGUUGACUCCAACUCCUCUUCUAUUAUCCUGUAUCAUCUACUCUAAUCAGCACUGGUUGGCGCACUACUCGGCAUAGCUGUUCUUUUGUUCAUGUAUUACCGAGAUCGGCUAAUGGAAUGCUUGUUCAAAGGGACAGAUAAAAUACGAACAGACUUAAGGCGAAGUGCCCAUCCUAGUAUCAGCUCCUAUGACCCUAUCCCAACAUCCUAUCCUCAUAUCCACCGGAAGGAUGUCCACUACAAGAGGGAGAUGAAAAUGAAAGAAAUACGGUCUCACUACAAGGAUGAAAAUGAAAGACUAGUAACUAGGGACGCGUAGCUCUGACAGAGGAAGUGGAAGAGGAACACACAACCUAAGGAAGAGGAACUGUAGAAGAAUGUCUAACAUACAACCUACAAGUCUAACAGAGGAACUGUAGAAGAAUGUCUAACAUACCUAACAGAGGAACUGUAGAAGAAUGUCCAUGAGAAGAUACAGUCUGACUGCAUAAGCAUGUACAUUAGACUUUUUAACAGGCAGUUUGUGUAUAAAUUUUCUAACAGGCAGUUUGUGUAUAAAUUUUCCCCAUUUUAAUGAGGUGUGCUGCAAAUCUUGAUUGGCUUCUUCCCUUUUUAUAGGGUCGAGGUUUAGGUCCAGCGGCGCUCAAAGCACUAAAUAAAACAACCGGCUCGCUUUUACCUCUAGCGUGUAGCCGUUCCAACAACAUAUAGUAAACACCAGUCUGCCUAGUUCUAGUACACUAUAGAUACAUGAGAACUGCAGUAGACUAGGGUCUACAAGGAUGAAAAUUACAUGCAGCGCCUUGAUGUUCCUCUUUCGUAGACGUAGCUCUAAUAGAGGAGCUGGAAGAAGAAAACACAGCUGGUGACAUUGCGGAACAUUAUGGCAAAGGUUCUUUUACUUUUUAGUGUCUUGUUCAUAAUUUUUAGAGUUCUUUUACUAAUAACAAGCGAAACCGAAAGCAACAAAAGCAUCCAUAAUAAUGAUUGUCUGCUCCUAAUCUUAAAGCUUGAUGAAUCUAAGUAGUUACUUUACGUAAGUAUUCACUGAAGAGGCAGGCUGACCCUGCCGAAGGUGAGUCAAUGCCUAUCCAAUCCUAAGUGACCUUGAAAGAACUCAGACUUCUUCAUCUAAGAAGACACGGAUCGCCAGCAGGUGCCUUCGAGUUCUAAGAAGCUCAAAUCCGGAAGCGCAGCCGCAGAAGAUGAGCUGGAUGCCGCAGCCGAAAGACUGAUUGUUAUGAAGAACUCAUCCUUCCUCAUUAGGAUUAUGUACUUCUAUGUAUAAUAGAUACGAGGACACCUCUUUGACUUGUUUGUCGAGUAGAUGAAGGCUCAGAACCACCUCCUUAGGUAGAGGCACUUUUUAGUACUUGUUGUUACUUUGGUGCUUACGGAAUAGAAAGAUCAGAGGAAACCCUCUAAGAAAGCAAAAGCGGUUGGCGAGCAUAAACAUAGCAGUACUGAUCAACUUACGACCACGAAGGAUCUGGCUACGGACACCGUGGAUCUCGACCUAUAG